GUGCAGGCUCCCUGCGCAGGCUCCCUGCGCAGGCUUCCUGCGCCGGCGCGCGGAGCGGUGCAUUUCGGGACGUAUAGUUUCCCCGCGGCACUGUGGGAGUCGUGGUUUGUGCACGGCCCCGGAGCUGGAUCCUCCGCGGCCUGGAGCUAUGGGACGGAGGUCCCCAGAGGGGAGUCACUUACCAGAGCGAGUAGGCCCUUCAUCCAGAGCUCAAGUCUUCUGACUCGUGGGAACAGUGGGACCUGCCCCAACGGGGUUCCCUCUCCUCCUUGUCUGCGUGGCCCACACGACCAGGAGUGAACUCCCAGUUGGUCCAGCAUGAACUGGAAGGUGCUUGAACACUUCCCCCUGCUGCUGUAUAUCUUGGCGGCGAAAACACUAAUCCUCUGCCUGGCGUUUGCUGGAGUCAAAGUCUACCAGAGGAAACGAUUGGAAGCAAAGCAGCAAAAGCUGGAAGCUGAGAAGAGGAAGCAGGCGGAGAAGAAGGAGAGCUAAAGGGGAGUGAAAGGAUCUUGUCUUCUGCCCCGGGCUUAGUUGUCCCACAACAUGUGGGAUCUAGGCUCCCUGCUUGGAGAUGGGACCCACGUCCCCUGCCUUGGAAAGUGGGUUCUUAACUACUGGACCACCAGGGAAGUCCCCCAGAUGGGUGAUUUCUAUUUCCUCACACCCUCCCCACUCUUCGUAGCCUGGCCUCUGUUCUCAGCGUGUCCUCUUGAAGACUUGACGACCCACGACUUCGAAGACCAAGAACUGCCUGCCCGGUCCUUGCUCGGGGGUGAUAAAGUGCAGCCCCAGAGCUGCUCUAGAGGUCUGCAUCCUGUCUGCCUUUGACAGAGAGGGCAGCCUUUCUGGGCCUUUGCUUCCUUACUUGUGACAUGGGGAAGAUGACAACUGUUGGGGGUCAUCGAUGUCAAGCGGGUGUUCGAGUGAAGGGCUGAACGAGCAUUCGCGGCUCCCUUCUCUCUCCCCCUCCUCAUUCUACCUCUCCGGAUGCUCCUUCCCAGCCUGGCUUCCGCUUCACCUCCCACUGCCCAUGUUUAAAGUCCCAAAGGAAGUUCAAGGACCAUCUCCUCGGAAUCCCCUGAGGGGCGUUUCAAAUUUGUACACAGAUUACCAGUCUCCCUGCAAGGGUUCUGAUGCAUUGGAUAUGGAGCCCAACCCAGGAACCUGCAUUUUAAACCACCUCUUGUGUGCGAGAACCUCGACCCUCUCUUCCCUGCAGACGCCCCAUCACCCCUGACUUCCCUCCGGGACGGAGGAGACCCACACGAUCUCCGCGCACCCCGGGCCCCUGAGGUGGUUGGGAAGACAUCCUCAAGCAGGUGCGCUCUCUUGGGAUGAGAAUUUCGGAGACAGACUGUCGAGAGGUGACCUUUUAACAAGCACUCCAGACUUUUUGUUUGAAAUAUUUAGCUGCUGAAAUACAUUAUGGACGUCUCUGCCUUGUUAAGCAAACUUUCACCUUUUCUUAACCACUAGAUUCAUCCUGAGCAGGUUAAAAACAAGUGGUAUUCCUGAUUUGGGAUCGGUGAUCAUACAGACGAGGUCCCAAACCUGGCCUGCUGCUCACAGGCUGUCUCUCUUGCUCUGAGGUAUGUCUGCUGCUAACAGCCUUUCUUCAUUUCUGCUUCUAGUAUGACCUAAGCUUGAAACCCAAUCCCUCCUCCCAAAUGUGUUAGGAACUCGUCUAAUAAGAUUACACAAGAUCCUAAGGCUCUCCUGUGUGUGGGGGACACAGAUUUCAGUUCACACUCUUUGAAACAUCUUCCAACUGCCCAGGAAUGGUGUUCUUCUUAUAGAUUCAUUCUCCAUUAUGGUCCAGAGAGUGGCUGGAUAGAUGCAAUCAGAAGGAGUCCUGAGUGUGGGCUUCACCAGUCACUCCAUCCACUGACAUCUCUGUGCAUUCACGUCCAACCAAUUAUUUAAAGUCAAACUACAAAUCUAUUGACUUCAUGUAUAUGGAUUGGAAUAGUAUCAAUAACUCCAACAAGUGAUUAAUUGCACAAACUACCAUACAGUUGCACUCAUUUUUGCAUGUUUAUAAGGUUAUGCUCAAAAUCCUUCAAGUUGGGCUUCAGCAGUACAUGAACUGAAAGCUUCCAGAUGUACAAGCUGGGUUUAGAAAAGA
Messenger RNA from Cervus elaphus (red deer), 2128 nucleotides. RefSeq names its product small integral membrane protein 11 (gene SMIM11). The record is from RefSeq and is a predicted model, not a curated record. The transcript has 5 exons. Lineage: Eukaryota; Metazoa; Chordata; Mammalia; Artiodactyla; Cervidae. The coding region runs from base 319 to 495 and encodes 58 amino acids.